AUGGGGGUUAAGAAUGAUUUUCUCGAUGGACCCUCCGAAAAUUGGAUUACGAAGCCAAUAGGCCGGCGACUUAUGCAAGUGACAAAUUUUCAACCCCAAAUGCCUCCAAUUCACUGCAUCAUAAAUGCCACAACAAAAGCCAGCACAGAAGAACAUAAGGUCACCACAGAAACAUUCAGAGAAGAACCCGCUCCAGUCUCCAUUUGCGAUGUGGGUGCUAUCGCCGAUUCCUGUGCCACAGUUUUGGUCACAUGGUGGGAAAUCACUUUCUGGCCAGCUGAAGUGCAUGACUUGACAUGGCAACGGUGCAAAGAAGCUGAUAUGAAGGUCACUUGCGCCGUCCUCAUCGUCGCCGCCUCCAUGAGCGCCGCGGUGGCUGCCACCGAGGUUUCUGCUCCGGCCCCCGGCCCUGACAGUGGAGCCACCAUGCCCCUUGUUGGCUCCUUGGUUGGUGCCUCAGUUUUGUCUUUCUUUGCCUUGUUCCACUAA
This is a messenger RNA of Sphenostylis stenocarpa, 489 nucleotides long. Lineage: Eukaryota; Viridiplantae; Streptophyta; Magnoliopsida; Fabales; Fabaceae. The record is from the annotation of a GenBank genome assembly.